AUGGUGUUCGCGCAUUCACUACAUGGUCGGAUCAGAGCAGUAAAAGAUGCUAGCGAUAGUGGCUCCCACACUGACUCGGGUUCUGAUAUGGGUGCUCCCGGUGAUGCUAGACACUCUUCUCUACUUGGCCAAAGCGAAGAAAGCUCCCACCACGACAGUGACGAUGAGGACCACCAAGAGGAAGAGUCCGAGUCAGAGAAUUCGAGUCAAGCUCCGGGGAACGAAGCUGCUUCCAUAUCUUUCGGCGCCUUAGCGAAAGCACACGCUUCAUUCGGCAAGCGAAAGCGAGGCAAUGAUGACGAUGGCUAUGGAGACGCCCAAGAAUCCGCUGGAAAGACUCAAGUACCUCGCGAAUUCGUUAAUGAUGAAGCACUGGAGCGCAAAGCCGGGAAAAAAGAUACCCGCGACUUCUCACGCACUUCCAAGCACGCCCCUGCAGAGCUCUCCUCCAAAAAGGCCGUCUCUCGCAGACGAGAAGUCGUGCCAACGCAAAAAAUAAAUCAUCGUGACCCGCGCUUCGAGCCCCUCAGUGGGGCUGUCGACGAACAAAAAACCCAGAGAAAUUACUCCUUCUUGGAUACAUACCGCGACUCCGAAAUGUCAGAGCUCAGAUCAGCCAUUCGCAAAGUCAAAGACAGUGAGGCCAAGGAGAAACUCAAGCGCGCCCUUCUUAGCAUGGAGUCUCGCAAGAAGGCCCAGGGGAUGAAAGAGCAGCAACAGGGGGUGUUGAGAAAGCAUAGAAGGGAGGAGAAGGAGAAGAUUGAGCAAGGGAAGAGACCGUUCUACUUGAAGAAGGCCGACCAGAAAAAGAUGGCACUGGUUGAGAGAUUCGAGGGCAUGAAGGACAAGCAAGUUGACAAGACUAUUGAGAGAAGGCGGAAGAAAAAGGCUGCUAAGGAGAGGAAGGGAAUGCCAGAUGCGAGAAGGGGUUGA
This is a messenger RNA of Letharia columbiana, 933 nucleotides long. RefSeq lists its product as uncharacterized. The coding region runs from base 1 to 933 and encodes 310 amino acids. NCBI's taxonomy places the organism in Eukaryota, Fungi, Ascomycota, Lecanoromycetes, Lecanorales, Parmeliaceae. The record is from RefSeq and is a predicted model, not a curated record. The transcript is spliced from 2 exons. Gene Ontology annotation, biological process: maturation of SSU-rRNA from tricistronic rRNA transcript (SSU-rRNA, 5.8S rRNA, LSU-rRNA). Gene Ontology annotation, cellular component: nucleolus; 90S preribosome.